Metarhizium album ARSEF 1941 is the source of this 1149-nucleotide messenger RNA. Its product is annotated as RNA recognition motif family protein. Gene Ontology annotation, biological process: mRNA splicing, via spliceosome. Gene Ontology annotation, cellular component: U2 snRNP; U2-type spliceosomal complex. The coding region runs from base 1 to 1149 and encodes 382 amino acids. The record is from RefSeq and is a predicted model, not a curated record. Lineage: Eukaryota; Fungi; Ascomycota; Sordariomycetes; Hypocreales; Clavicipitaceae. Gene Ontology annotation, molecular function: RNA binding. The transcript has 2 exons.
AUGGAUCUGCCAUUCCCCACCGACGUCCGAGAAUUCGACGGCGACGACCGGAUAUCGUUUUCACGCCUCGACAACAAGUUCAUCGCCGUUCACGACGACGGCACCGAGUUCGAGUUUGAUACGGAUCUGAAGCGAUGGGUGCCCGCGGAGGAGGAAUCCCCAGACCACGGGCAGCACGGCCACGCACAGGAACAGGACUCGUCGACGCGAGCAUCACAAGCCGGCACGAGGAAGAGGGGGCUCGAGGCGGACAACGGGUCCAAGGGAAGCAGCCAGACACCACCGUCACGCCCGAACAAGAAGCAAAAAGCGCCCCCGCGGCCGCGCGAGAAUACGGCCGUCUACGUGACGGGCUUGCCGCUUGACGCAACCGUGUCCGAAGUCCACGAUUUGUUCUCGCGCAAGGCAGGCGUCAUUGCUGAGGAGAUUGACAGCGGCGCGCCCAGGAUCAAGUUGUACUCGGACGAGUCGGGCAACUUCAAGGGCGACGCAUUGAUCGUCUUCUUCAAACCGCAAAGCGUAGAAAUGGCAAUCAUGCUGCUGGACGACACGGAUUUCCGCGUGACCGCCACGGGGACGCGAGAGGGCAGAAUGCGCGUCCAGGCCGCGGAUUCAAGUUACAAAAAAGUCCGAUACGAAGAGGACGGAACGCCAGGCGGCGGCAACAACAACAACAACAACGGCAGCGGGCAGGAAGACAAGCGGCCGCCGAGAAGCGAUCGCGACCGCCAAAAGAUUAUCAAGAAGACGCAAAAACUGGACGCAAAGCUGGCAGACUGGGACGACGACGACGACGCUUACCCGGCCACGGCGCAGUCCAGUUCAAAGAGGGACAAGACGGUUAUCCUGCGCCGCAUGUUUACGCUCGAGGAGUUGGACGAGGACCCGGCUGCCUUGUUGGAGAUUAAGGAGGAUAUCCGAGAUGAGUGUGCCAAGUUGGGCACGGUGACGAGUGUCGUCCUGUAUGACCAGGAAGUGGAUGGUGUUGUCUCCGUGAGGUUCAAGGAUGCAGAUUCGGCCGCGGCGUGUAUCAGGCUCAUGCAUGGGAGGAGCUUUGAUGGGCGCGUGGUGGAGGCGUCCCUCAAGACGGGCAGGGAGAAAUUCAAAAAGUCUGACACGGACACGAGCCAGGACCGCGAUUCGGAUUAG